AUAUGUUCUUGAUGAAAACUAAUGAAUCCAUGAGUUUUCUUGGAAUGAUGUUGCUGCUCCAAUUCAUUCUUGUUUUUCUUAUCAGAAUUCCUCGAGUUUGAAGUAGUUUAUAUAUCUAACCAAUACAAGCUUCAAUUCUUAUAUUAUAUUUGGCUUCUUCCAGUUUUAGCAUCAGAAAUUAUGGGAAGGACUCCAUGCUGCAAUGCAGACGGUUUAAAGAAAGGUGCUUGGACAGCUGAUGAGGACCAGAAACUCAUCGCUUACAUUAAAGAACACGGGGAAGGAGGCUGGCGAACCUUGCCUCAGAAAGCUGGUCUUCAGAGAUGUGGAAAGAGCUGCAGACUUAGGUGGGCUAAUUAUCUUAGGCCUGAUAUUAAGAGAGGAGAGUUCAGUAAAGAAGAGGAGCAGAAGAUCAUUGAACUCCAUGCUUCUCUGGGGAACAGGUGGUCCGCCAUAGCCAGGCAUCUCCCAAAGCGAACCGACAACGAGAUCAAGAAUUAUUGGAACACACAUCUCAAGAAGCGACAAGCCGAGAAGGGUAAUGAUCAUGUGUGUUACAAUCCAGAUGAUCCUUCUUCUGCUCCCUCCAACACGUCUCCUGUCUGUGAAACUGAACUUGCACCUGCCCAGCCUACCCCUUUAAGGCCUAGUUCGGCUUCAGUCCACCUGCUCAACAAAAUAGCCGCUAAGCUUGCGCCAUCAACUUGCCUCGAGACGCUAAAAACAAGCCAGAGUAUUGCAACAGAAGCUGAUACAGAUGUUGUGGACGUUAGUAUUAUGAACACACGUCACUCGGAGUCUCCUCCUUCCUUAGCUAUGAGGUGCCCAGAUAUGCUGAGGCCUGCUUCCACUUCUGCUAGACUCCUAAACAAAAUGGCCAGUAGACUUACCAACCGUUUACACUGCAUCGACACUAUAAAAUCUAUCUUGUCAGGCUCUUCAGAUAAUCAUGAUAUUAUGCAUCGUUCUACAUCUGUAUCCAGCCUUUCAGAGACUGCCUCUGAUAUGUCAAGAUCCAUUUCCACUUCCAAUGGAGGGAUACACGAUCAAAUGACUACCCAUGAUCUUUCGUCAUUAAUGGACUCUUUUGAUCUUGACCUGCUUAAUAAUUGGAAUGGGGUGAGCGACGGCGGCGUUUCGAGUGGUAGCAUGUGUGAUACCUAUAGUGGCUGGGAAUCUCCAGCUUCUCCUCUCUAUGAUUUUAGCAAGAAUAAUAAUAAUAAUAAUAAUUAUAAUGAUAGACUGACAUUUUCUGGUUGCGAAUCAAUGGGGACGUGCAGUGUUGGUGAAGUUAAGGAUGCAUUGACGACGACAACAACCACCUUUGAGAGUGAGAUGACAACUGGUUCCCGAGAUGCCACCAAUCAGUUGGAGAAAUAUUUCGCCGAUGGGUUCUCAGAUUUUUUUAUUGGCGAUUCACAUGUCGUGUCUGCUUUCAGUGCAGAUUCAAAGGAUGGCGGUGAAAGUAAAGCCGAGGUAUUUGAAGAAGGUACAUAUUCCUGGGAGGACCCCCUUUUUGAGAAUUAUCAACCGUCGGAUUCCUAUUUCUUUUGAUUUUCUAUAAUAAUAUUUGUUAUCAUAUGUAUAUUAGGUUCUCUCUUAGUCCGAUUUUGUAAAUAUAUAAACGCAUAAAUAUCUUAUAUCUUUUUUAAAUAUAAAUAUAUGUAAAGAUUAAUAUGUAUUGCCAUCUCAGCUGAGAAAAUAAAUAUAUGUCAUCAAUGUAUAAUAAAUUAAUUUUUACCUAUUAGCCAUGGGAGCAAUGUUGUUUUCAUUUAACUGGAACA
Molecule: messenger RNA, 1784 nt
Organism: Manihot esculenta (cassava)
Lineage: Eukaryota; Viridiplantae; Streptophyta; Magnoliopsida; Malpighiales; Euphorbiaceae
Product: transcription factor MYB41
Exons: 3
Coding region: 181-1554 (457 amino acids)
Source: RefSeq, a predicted model, not a curated record